Molecule: messenger RNA, 756 nt
Organism: Lycium barbarum (goji berry)
Lineage: Eukaryota; Viridiplantae; Streptophyta; Magnoliopsida; Solanales; Solanaceae
Exons: 1
Coding region: 1-756 (251 amino acids)
Source: RefSeq, a predicted model, not a curated record
AUGUCACUUACUUUCAUUCCUCCGAAAAUCACUGAAGGGGAGAAGAUAGUAGAAUUAGUGCAAGAGGAUGUAGUGUGUGAGACAUUGAAAUGGAAAGCAGCUACUGUAGUGUACAUGGUACUGGAUCCCCAACAUUUGGGGGCAAUGGAGAGAUUCAUUAUGGCACAGGGUGAUUUAGAGAACAAGCCUAAAGUAUACUACCAUAAUGAUGGAUAUUUCGUGGUGAGGUUUGCUAAGGAAGAAGAGAGGGAUAUGGUAAUGUGUGUUGGGCCUCAUAUGCUCAACAACAGAACAGUGAUCAUAAAACCAUGGACUGGGGAUUUUAACUUUCAUUAUGAGAUUCUCACAGUAAUUCCUCUAUGGAUUAAAUUGCCAAACUUACCUUUGAAUUGCUGGGGAUACACUGCUCUAAGUAAAAUAGGUAGUGCCUUGGGAAGACCUCUGUAUGCAGAUGCCUGUACUACUUUGAAUAGUCGAAUCACGUUUGCGAGAAUACUAAUGGAGAUGGAAAUAACAAGACCCUUACUUGAUAAAAUUAAAGUCCAAGACCCUAAAGGGAAGGUAUAUGAUCAAAGGGUAUGGUAUGACUGGAAACCAAGCUACUGCUCAACAUGCUUGCAAGUAGGCCAUGAUUGUGCAAUGAAGCAAAACCACAAACAACCAGUUGAACCAAAAAAUGAUCCUCCACCAGAACCAAAAGAAAAACCAAAGGCCAUAUACCACAAACAGAGACGAGUGGAAACCACAUGGAAAUAA